Dimorphilus gyrociliatus is the source of this 2408-nucleotide messenger RNA. NCBI's taxonomy places the organism in Eukaryota, Metazoa, Annelida, Polychaeta, Dinophilidae. The record is from the annotation of a GenBank genome assembly.
UGUCAGAAAUGCGAUUAUAAGCAUCGAAUAACAAUUACAAGGAAAUUAUGGAAUUGUAAAAAAUGUAAACUUAUUUUCGCAUUUUUUCUGUCUGCUUCUAUAUAUCUCUCUAUCAGUUGAUCUUCCUGUCUCUCCCUCUAUCACUCUCUAUCUUUAUUUCUCUAGACAGUUUUUUCCCUACGGCGAAUCAUAGAGAUAUUAAAGCUAUCACAACAGAUGGCGCCAAAAGAGACAUACCUUUUUUUCUCUAUUCAGCAAUACACGGUAUUGUCGUAUUGUAAAGUUGGUAUACCUCAAACUUUUCUAUCUACAAUUUUCGAUAUUAUUAUUUAUAUAUACAUAUAUAUAUAUAUAUAUAUACUGUAUAUAUACAGCAUAUAUAAAGCAUAAACAAGCUUGCUAUCUUAUUAAAGAAUACUUUACAAUCGUCUACAAAAUAAAUGGAUAACUCGAAAUUAAUUAAGGAAUUUAAGAAACGAAUUGAGGACGUUCUUACACCAGAGUUCAAUAAUGACGAGGCCUUAUUCAGAUGGAUUAAAGCAAGAAAUUAUAAUGUGAAAAAAGCCGAAGAAAUGUUUAGAAAGGUUAGAAUUUCAAGUAUUUUAAAUAUUUCUAAUAAUUAUUAAUAAUUCAAAAACGCUAUUGAUUUUAAAUAAAAGCCAUAGCAAAAUGUAUAUAUAUUUGCUUCUCAAUUAUUAUAAUAUUCGUUUUUGUUAUAUAAGAAUUGCAUGUAUUGUUGUACAAACUUGUAACAAACUGUGAUAAAUUUUGAUAUAGACAAAAGGCCUAUUGUUUACGUACACGUGUUUUCUGUUGAGGAAACUCCUAAUUGUUAAUAUUAAGCCUAUACUAUUUUCCUCUAUUUAUUCAAUAAUCUAUUUAAGAGAAAUUAUUUCAGUGUUAUUUGUCAAUGGUAUGAUGUACAAGAAAACUUUACUUAUUGCGUGUUUAUUUUUCUCUUGAAUCAUUUUUCUAUAGAGUAUGAUAUGGAGGAAUCAAGUAAAACCGAAAGAAAUUAAGGAUAAUUACUCUAUACCGCAGGUUCUGCAAAAGUAUAUACCUGCUGGAUUUGCUGGAGUAGACAAAGAAGGAUCACCAGUUUUUGUAGAACUUUACGGACAAUACGACUUAAGAGGUUUAAUAUAUUCGGCAAAGCGUAUAGAUUUUGAAAAAAGAUGGAUUGUAAAUAAUGAAGGGAUUAUGGAUAGAUUAGCCGAAUUAUCAGUAAAGUCGGAUAAACCGAUUGAUGGAAUAACGGUUAUUCUUGAUUGUUCUGGAAUAGGUUUAUCAUUUUUAUGGAUGCCCGGCAUUGAAUUAUUAUCGCAUUUGGGAAAACUUAGUCAAGAUAAUUAUCCAGAAAUCGUGAAAAAAACGUUUAUAAUAAAUGCUCCAACAUUCUUUACGGUUUUAUGGGGAAUAUUUAGAAAAUUUAUUACAGACGAAAUGGCUCAGAAAAUAUCAGUUUUAGGAAAAAACUAUAGAGAACAAUUAUUACAAUAUAUCGAUGUUAACGAAUUACCAAAAUUUCUUGGUGGUAAUUUAACAGACGAAAACGGCGAUCCAAGAUGUAAAUUAAUGAUUCCUCAAAAUGGUAAAGUUGAUGAAAAAUACUAUUUAAAAGAAAUGGAUAUAAGCCAUAUGCAAAAAGUUACUAUUUCUAACGGAGGAGAUUUCAAUGUUAAACUUGAUAUUAAAAAAAUUGGCACUAUUUUAAGAUGGGAAUUUAAAACCGAAGAUUACGAUAUUGCAUUUGGAAUAACACUUCAAGACAAUACAAAAAUUAAACACAUAUUACCUCUUAAGAGAGUAAAUUCUCAUUUCGUUCCUGAAGAUGGCGCUAUUACUUGUGAAAAAGUUGGAACAUACGUAAUAAAGUUCGAUAACUCUCACAGCUGGACAAGGAAUAAGAUAUUAUAUUAUAAUGUCGAUUAUAUCGAACCAGAAGAAGAAAAGAAGGAGAAUUUAAGUGAAGAUAUUGACGAUCUGAAUGAUAAUUUUAUAUGUGUAAAACUAUAGAUUUAUGCGCUCUUGUAUUUUUUCUUUUAAAGUACAAAAAACAAACCAAACUCUUAAGUGAUUGUAAAAAGAUACUUGAAGAAAAACAAGCUUUUUUUUGUUAUUUCAAUGACAAAGUCUUUUUUUUUUAAACAUAUAAAACAAAACAAAAGAUAGACUAAAAAUAUAAUUAAAACAUUAAAAAAAAAAAGACUGGGGCACAGAGAAGAGAAGUUUUAAUCUAAUUGAAAAUAUCUUUUACUAAUCCAAUUGUUGUUAAUCUUUUUCUCUUUUAAUGUCAUUUUUUAUAUAUAUAAUUUGUCUUUUUAAAAAAACAAAAUAUUAAAAUAUAUUCUCAUUAAUAUCUGCAUUUUCAACAGUUGAAAAUGUAUUUUAUAUAUGUCAUACACGUA